Molecule: messenger RNA, 4386 nt
Organism: Linnemannia hyalina
Lineage: Eukaryota; Fungi; Mortierellomycota; Mortierellomycetes; Mortierellales; Mortierellaceae
Source: the annotation of a GenBank genome assembly
AUGGGUCGGACGAGCCUCACCCUCCAGGACUGGAACGAUCCCGAGGUGCUGGAGAUCCCGCAUUGGCUAAAUGGGAUCAUCAUCUCGGCGCUCGUCAUGUCCGUCAUCUGUAACAUCUGCGUUCUCUUCCGCUUUUUGGAGCAGCACGUCUAUCACAGCGUCGUCCUUUCGCUCAUCACGGCCACCAUCCAAGAUAUACUCUGUAUUUGUGCUGUUGUCCCUUUUGGCAUCCUCUAUCCACUCUCAAAGGGCUAUGCGUACCUCGAAGGUUUCUGGACUAUGCUCGCCUCCAUUCUGUUCAGUUUCCUUGCGACAAUCCUCAUCUCAAUUGAUUUUCACCGGACGCCUAACUUCCGGCUACAGGGUUCAGGUGUCACCCACAAGCAGCGAAUUUUGAUCGCGGAGGCCAUGUCGCUCUGCUUCUAUUUGGCCAUUGGCGCCUUGAUUUUCAUCUAUCUGGAAAGGUGGACGUUCUUGGAUGCCUUGUUCUUUGUGAUGGUGACGAUUACGACGAUUGGAUUCGGAGACAGGGUGCCGCAGUCAACGGGUGGCCGUAUCUUUGUUGUUGUCUAUGCCGCUGGCGGAAUCGUACUUUUGGCAUUGGCUAUCAAUGCAAUUCGCUAUGUCAUCGUGGAAGAUCUACACCGACGGUUUGCAGCUCGUUCAAAGGAGCGCAAGGCCAAGCGCGAUGCAAGGCGACGAGAGCGUCGAGACCAGCGUGCCCGUCAGGAGGUGCAGCGACUGCGACUUCAGCAAGCGAUAGAGCGAAUUCAGCAGAUGGAUGCGUCACAGCCACCGGUCGGUUCAGGAACUUCGACUACACCAGGAGCACCAGGAACAAAGCCCAGCCCAAGCGGCACAGUGAGCGAUUCGCACUAUUUCAUUCACUUUCCUCGCCGCUUUAAUGUUGCCAAUGGGGGUCGACUACGUCUUCCAGGCAUCUUUACUCGCAGUAUAAGAGGUUCAGAGCCCAAGUCUGUCGACGGCACUAACUCUCGACAGCGCGACGCAUUUAAUAUGACGCAGACCGACAAUCCAUCUCAGGGUGCAAUCGAGAUGCUUAGGACACCGGGAUCCAACAUUUCACGGUACGAGCAACCUGGAGCCAAUGCCAGGGAAGUUUCAUCGGAGUCUCAGGCAGGAGCGGCUUUGCGGAGAACCCCCUACAAUGUCGACGACGAUCUUCUUCGUUACGCCACCGUCUGUCCCGGAUAUUCUUGCGGCUCGACCCAUGAAAAGUCGUGGCUGGAUCGAUUUCGGUUCUUCCGACGACCACCUACUCAGGAGGCAACGCAACCGACAACUCUGGAGGAGCAGCGGGAAGCCGACAAGAGACAGGCCUACAAGGAAAGCAUGGUGGAGUACCAGCGACGACUCCGGCUGAGCGCUGCCAUGUUCCUGACCUUCUGGCUGGUUGGAGCCGUCAUAUUUACGUUUGUCGAGUCUUGGAGUUUCGGGGCAUCGGUGUACUUUGUCUUCAUUGCCUUUUCCACGGUUGGUUAUGGAGAUUUUGUGCCCAAGACUAUGGCUGGACGAUCCAUCUUUUUGGCCUAUUGUCUCGUUGGUGUCGUCACAUUGACUUCGUUGGCGUCGUUGAUAUCGGAGGUCCUGAACAAGUCAAUGAGGAAGCAUGUAGUUGAGACGCAACUGAAAAGGUCGGAACAAUUGGAAGCUCUGGACGAUGAACGAGGUGGUCACCAAGACGACGACACGGAUUUGGACCAUGGAACUUCUCGGACCGGUGCCGAUGUUGCUGGAUCGUUUAGAGGAGGAGCUUCUGAUACUGACGGCCCCAACGGUACUGCCGCCCAAACGACUGAAACGGACGACAAAUCCUGCCAUGGCACACUCCAAAAUCUCGUCAAGGUCUCGAAGAGUUUUGAUGAGAUACUUCGUAAGAUUCUCGGGCUGGAGUACACGGAUAACGAGCGAAGAGUCACCGCUUCGAACAUUUCGAGACUGCCUUCGCGAACUCUACCUGCAAACCCCAAUCCUGGAGCAAUCGUCACCUACCUAGAGGCAGAAGAGGAUGAGUCCGAGCCUUCGUUCCUCAGUCCUUCGAUAUCCAUGGACAUCACCUCGACAAGCUCAAUUCACCGACAUUCUUUACGACCUAUGAUGCACGGGCGACGACACUCCCAUGACCUUCAGUUCGGAGAUACAUUCCAUGGCUCUGGAUCCACUUCACUGAGGGAUUCUAAUCGCCUCAACAUCACGGCGUGGCCUUCCACAAUGGCCCCAAGCAAUGUCACACAGCUUCGCCGAGGGCAAAGUCGCUCACGCAGCCAGUCAUCCACUCCUCCGCCAGCUCCAGAUGUUUUGCAGAUUCCAACGUCUGUAUCAGCUCCGCAACAUACCAAGGACAGCAUGAUCACCAUCCCUGCGGUCCAGUGGCAGAGCAUGCUUGAGUACUCGAAGCGAUUCAAGGCUCUGACACUUGCCUGCGAGGAAGCAUUGCAGAAGGUAGCAGAAUGGGAGGUUUCGGAGAAGAGGCUACGCGAGAAGCGAUGUGAGACAAGAUUCCGGCAGAAGCGUCAGAUCGAGGAGCGUCGCAAGCGGUUGGAGCAGUUCAAAGGAUCCCAUGGAGUGGCUGAUGAUGAUACAGACAACGAGGAAGAGUUGGAGGAAUUGGACGAAUGGGAUGAGGAAGGAAGUGAUGAUGAUGAGGACGACGAGGAUCUAGACAAUCAACGAGCCCGAAUCGCCUCUAGACUGUUGGGACCACCUUCUGCGAUUCCCAGAACUCGAUCAAGUCCAAGUCGGUUGCGGCGACAGAUCCAUCGCCGCAGUAUCAACCCCGAUUCGCUUCAACUUCGCACACCGCCUGAUCCUCCGAUGCGGACGCCACAUCCCCAUCCCCGACAGCAUCGCCGUUCUAGAUCACGAGAGCGUCACCGUGAUCAAGCACAUCGACGCCAACAAGAUCAGGGCCCGAAGCAGGGUGGAGCUCAGCAGGCUAUUGACACUCGGAAUCAUGUGCUGUUGGAUGUCCCGCAUAUGUCAGAGAGACCUGAGCCGUUGGAGACUCCUGUGGCAAGUUCGCCGAGUGAAGAUGGCAGUGAUCCCCCUUCAUUCGCAGAUAACCCCUCAAAUGAAUCCAGGGAUCCUGCCUACUUUGGCUACUAUGCCAUGCUGCAGCACCAGCAAAACAUGCUUCAGGACACGGUCAGGACAUCGACUUAUCGCAACGCCAUCUUGUUGAACACCGAGUGCUUCGAGGAUAAGCUUGUCAUGGAUGUUGGAGCUGGUUCGGGUAUCUUGUCUUACUUUGCGGUUCAGGCUGGAGCAAAAAAGGUCUAUGCGGUCGAGGCUUCGGAUAUGGCUUCGAAGAUGAAGAAGCUAGUCAAGGCGGCCUCUUUGCCUAACGCGAAGAACGUCUUUUUGAAAGAUCGCGUCGAAGUCAUUCAAGCCAAGAUUGAGGAUCCCAGUGUCAAGGCUCCUAAAGUCGACACUAUCAUUUCAGAGCCCAUCGGUGUCUUGCUGGUUCACGAGAGGAUGAUCGAGAGUUUCAUCUAUGCCCGUGACACGUUCUUGAAGCCAGGUGGAUACCUCUUCCCCAACAAGGGUACCAUGUACUUGGCCCCUUUCACCGACGCUCUCUUGUAUACUGAGACUAUGGGCAAGGCGCGUUUCUGGGAGCAGACCACCUUCCACGGUGUUGACCUCUCGCCCCUCUACCCCGACGCCAAGGCCGAGAUGUUUGGCAUGCCGGUGGUGGGCCACUUUGACCCCAAGUCGCUUUUGGCGACACCAACUUCGGAUGCAGAGGGCUUUGAGAUGGAUUUCAACACGAUUACGAUGAAGGCAUUGAGGGACUUUGUUGUGCCAAUUUCAUGGAAGGCUCAGUACACAGGAUUGAUGCACGGAGUUGCAGGAUGGUUUGAUCUGCUAUUCUCUGGAAACACCGAGUCCGAGGCCAGUCAGCCUGUCGAGAUGUCCACGGGACCUAGCGCGGAGAAGACACAUUGGCAGCAGGUCCGGUUCAUGUUCCGGGAACCCUUGGCUGUCAAUGCUGGACAGACCAUUCGGGGAUGGAUGCACUGUGUCGUCAACGAUAUGCGGUCGUACACAGUCGAUAUUGAGGUCAUUGCGGGACAGUAUGGCGAGUUGUCGGAUCCUAGCCAGCCCUUUGAGCCUCUAUUGGAGCAGCAGGCUAAGCGGCAGGGUCAUGCACGGACAUCAGAGUCCGAGGAACAGGAGGAAGAAGAGGAGGAAGAAGAUUUGCAGUUCUCGAGGCGGAGAGGACGCUGGGAGUUGCAUGAGCAGAGCUACAACUAUUCGUACACUGGAUCGACCAAUGAUAUGUUGACCAAGCCUGAGCACCUGUGCAUGUACGAGCCCGAGAAUGUCGAUGAUGCCUAUGGUGGUAUUACUUACACCGUUUAG